GCCGUAGAAGACCAGUUGAGUUCCUUUCACUGAACACGCAACAAUCAAGAUGAAGUUCCUGAUCAUCCUCGCUUUGGCCGUCGCCGCCUCCGCCUUCCCCGAGGCCGAGCUGACCCACCGCAGCCGCGAGAUGCCCGUCAUUGACAGCAUCGAAGGUCGCAUUACCAACGGCCAGCUCGCCUCCGCCGGUCAGUUCCCCUACCAGGUGGGACUUUCCCUGAAGUUGAGCGCCUACUCCAGCGCCUGGUGCGGCGGUUCCCUGAUCGGCAACCAAUGGGUGUUGACUGCUGCUCACUGCACUGAUGGUAUCCAGUCCGUGACCGUCUACUUGGGCGCCACCGUGCGUACCUCUGCCGAGAUCACCCACACCGUCCCCAGCUCCGACAUCAUCAUCCACUCCGGCUGGAACAGCUCCACCCUGAAGAACGACAUCUCCCUGAUCAAGAUCCCCAGCGUGGCCUACUCCUCCAAGAUCCAGGCCGCUUCCCUGCCCAGCAUCUCCAGCUCGUACUCGACCUAUGCCGGUGAGACCGCCGUUGCCUCCGGAUGGGGACGCACCAGCGAUAACUCCAACUCUGUGGCCACCUACCUCAACUACGUUGAUCUGACUGUCAUCACCAACUCCGUGUGCGCCGCCACCUACGGCACCUCCAUCGUGACCUCCUCCAACAUCUGUGUGUCCACCACCAACGGCAAGUCCACCUGCAACGGUGACUCCGGCGGUCCCCUUGUUCUGAAAUCCAACAAUGUCCAGAUCGGUCUUACCUCCUUCGGAGCUGCUGCCGGUUGCGAGAAGGGCUACCCCGCUGCCUUCACCCGUACCACCAGCUACUUGGACUGGAUCAAGAGCCACACUGGCAUCUAAAGAGUGUUCAGCGAACUUCAUAAGCAAAAAAUAUAAAUAAAAAAAAUUCGAAAGAAA
Molecule: messenger RNA, 922 nt
Organism: Drosophila bipectinata
Lineage: Eukaryota; Metazoa; Arthropoda; Insecta; Diptera; Drosophilidae
Gene: Jon65Aiv
Product: Jonah 65Aiv
Biological process (GO): proteolysis
Molecular function (GO): serine-type endopeptidase activity
Source: RefSeq, a predicted model, not a curated record